This is a messenger RNA of Vicia villosa (hairy vetch), 1653 nucleotides long. RefSeq lists its product as uncharacterized. The transcript is spliced from 2 exons. The record is from RefSeq and is a predicted model, not a curated record. The coding region runs from base 1 to 1653 and encodes 550 amino acids. Gene Ontology annotation, biological process: SCF-dependent proteasomal ubiquitin-dependent protein catabolic process. Gene Ontology annotation, cellular component: SCF ubiquitin ligase complex. Lineage: Eukaryota; Viridiplantae; Streptophyta; Magnoliopsida; Fabales; Fabaceae.
AUGCUUUCAACCAAUGUUUAUUUACCAGAUGAAUGUUGGGAAUGUAUCUUCAAAUUCCUUAUCAACCACGACACCGACGACACCCGCCGUCGCUACUUUCAUCUCAAGUCUCUUUCCCUUGUCUCCAAACAGUUACUCUCCGUCACAAAUCGUCUUCGAUCAUCUCUCACUGUCUAUAAUCCAACUUGCCAAUUGUUCCAUAGAUUCUCCAACAUCUCCUCCCUCAACCUAUCCUCCUACUACGACGGUGAUCUCGACGAUCUUCUCGUCCAAAUCUCUUGUUUUCCAUUGAAUAUCACAUCACUCAAUAUCUCAAACCAAAUCAAGAUUCCAGCAAAGGGAUUGAGAGCUUUCUCCAAAAACAAUACAACUUUGACAUCUCUCAUAUGUUCCCAUAUUGCUACUUUCUAUGAUACUGACACGUUAUUCAUUGCUGAAUGCUUCCCUCUCCUCGAAGAACUUGACCUCAGUAGCCCUACAAAUUUCAGAUUUUACAAAACCGCCUUCUUCUCUGCACAGGCUCUUUCAUUCGCACUGCCCAAACUCUGCAAAGUUGACCUGUCUAAUAAUGACUAUAUCUCCAAUGAAUUACUUUUCCACUUGUUCAAGAACUCUGCUCUACGCGAGAGGCCAACAUUGAGGUCUUUAUCUUUUACCGGGCCCUUUUCAGAUCCUCUUACUUCACCUUUCGUUGACUCAUUGGUGAGUUUGAAGGAUUUGACUUGUCUAAAAUUGUUCUCUUUUAUCAUCUCAAAUGAGUUUCUCUCCUCUAUUGCAAUGGAGGGUCUUCCUUUGACAAGGCUUGAUCUCCCUAAUUGUUGGAAAUAUAGUUAUACCGGAAUAUUCUCUUUGCUAUCCAAGUGUCCAUGUAUACAACAUUUGAAUCUUCAAAGAGCAUAUUUUCUGAAUAAUCAACAUGUUGCCGAGUUGUCUUUAUUUCUUGGUGAUUUGAUGUCUAUAGACCUUAGUGAGUGUAAAAGACUCACAGAAUCAGCCUUGUUUGCACUCGUUAGUAACUGUCCUUCACUUAUAGAGAUCAAAAUGCAAUGGACAUCAAUUGGAAAAGAGAUUGUAAGGAAUUCUAAUUCUUCCAUGGAUUGUAUUGUAAACUCUCAAUUAAAGUCUCUCUAUUUGGCUCAUUGUCAAGAAUUAACAGAUGAAACCAUCAUAAGGUUAUCGUCCAUUUUGUCCAAUUUGCAGCUGCUUGAUUUGAAUUCUUGCCGACUUAUAUCUGAUGAAAGUAUUUGUCAAGUUUUAAGGAGAUUUUGUAACAUUAGACAUUUGAACUUAGCCAAUUGUUCAAGAGUGAAGCUACUUGUUGGAAUGAACUUUGAACUUCUUAAAUUGGAGGUGUUGAAUUUGUCAUAUACAGCCGUUCACGAUGAAGCACUCUAUGCAAUCUCAAAGGGUUGUCGUGGGCUUUUGCAAUUGAACCUUAAAAAUUGUCUUUAUGUCACAUGUAAAGGAGUGAAAUACGUGGUUGAAAACUGCACACAAUUAAGAGAGAUCAAUUUGCAGAAUUGUGAUAAAGUGCAUGGUAAUGUUUCCUCAAUGUUAUUGUCAAGCCCGUCUUUAAGAAAGAUAAUUGCUCCACCUCAUAUUCAUUUCACUAGAAAAACUAUGAAACUCUUCUCGCACCAUCGUGUUUGCUAG